Linum trigynum is the source of this 2803-nucleotide messenger RNA. NCBI's taxonomy places the organism in Eukaryota, Viridiplantae, Streptophyta, Magnoliopsida, Malpighiales, Linaceae. The record is from the annotation of a GenBank genome assembly.
UAAUUUUCCGAUUGUGUUUCAUUUAAAAAAAAACCACGAAUUUUACUAAUUAUUUGUAUUGUCUAAAUAUAUUAUCCGAAAUUUCAACUGAAUAAUAGAUAGUCAAGUGAAAUCUAAUUCACAAAAUAAACAAAAUAAUUUGAUAUAUGGGUACAAAAAAAUGGAUUGUAUUUCAAUUGUUUCGGAACAGGCUGAAUGGGUUUGGGUUUAAAUUUGUUUGGUCUUCAUGGGCCAGAAACCCAAAGAAAAUUGGGCCGUUUGCUAACGGCCACCGAUUGCAUUUGCAGGUCUACAUAGUAUACAUGGGCGACCGUCCGCGACCCGGAAUCGCUGGAACUGCUGCUGCUGCUUCUGCUUCUCUCCACAUAAGUCUCCUUCACCAGGUCACCGGCAGUGCCACCGCUGCUUCCGAGUCCCUGGUUUGCAGCUACAGCAGGAGCUUUAAUGGCUUUGCCGCCAGGCUGACCAAGACCGAGUCGGAGAAACUUUCUGGGUAUGAAGGUGUAGUGUCUGUUUUCGCCAGUCAGAAGAGAGAACUCCACACGACAAGGUCAUGGGACUUCCUGGGUUUCCAUCAGAAUGUCAAGAGAACGACUGUGGAGAGCGACAUUAUCAUUGGGAUGCUCGACACCGGAAUUUGGCCAGAGUCACAGAGCUUCAACGAUUCUGGAUACGGGCCACCUCCGCAGAAAUGGAAGGGCAUCUGCCAAUCCUCUGCCAAUUUCUCCUGCAACAACAAGAUCAUUGGAGCCAAAUGGUACCAUGCUAGGCGCAACUACAGUGAACAUGACAUUCUCUCGCCAAGGGAUUCUCUAGGUCAUGGAACUCACACAGCUUCUACAGCAGCAGGCAACUUGGUCACUCCAGCAAGUCUUUUUGGCCUUGCCUCCGGGACUGCACGAGGAGGUGUGCCCUCUGCCCGACUCGCCGUUUACAAGAUCUGUUGGUCUGAUGGCUGCUUUGAUGAGGACACUCUAAGGGCAUUCGAUGAUGCAAUUGCUGAUGGAGUCGACAUUAUUUCCAUCUCGGUCGGCGGAUUGUUUGCAAAGGAUUACUUUCACGACCCCAUUGCUAUAGGAGCUUUCCAUUCCAUGAAGAACGGAAUACUCACGUCCAACUCAGCAGGUAAUAGUGGCCCUUCUCCAGGAACAUUGUCUAAUUUUUCUCCUUGGUCACUCUCUGUGGCUGCUAGCACCAUGGACAGAAAGUUCGUGACUGCGGUGAUGCUGGGUGACGGGAGAACUUAUGAGGGAGUCUCUAUAAACACCUAUUCUCCCAGAAGGUUCUAUCCUCUUGUUUAUGGUGGAGAUGCGGGGAAUAAUAAAUCUGGAACGAUUGCAACUGAUGCGAGGUAUUGCGCUGCAGGAAGCUUGAACAAGACUUUGGUGCGAGGAAAGAUUGUGCAUUGUGAUGCUAUUGGUUGGGGAACACUCACAGUGGGCGCAGCUGGUGCCAUAAUGGGUUCCUCUUUGGUUGAAGAUCAAGCAUCUUCCUUCCCUUUACCUGUUUCCAUCUUAACGGAUGCUGAAGGAGCCACCAUUGUGGAGUACAUAAACUCAACCAGUGAUCCAAUAGCACAAAUAUUUAUGACUCAAGACUACAUGGAUAAUUCAUCUGCAUAUGUCAUCAGCUUUUCUUCAAGGGGUCCGAACCCUAUAACAAGAAACAUUCUUAAGCCGGACCUUACAGCACCAGGAGUUAAUAUCCUGGCUGCAUGGUCUCCAGAUGCAGCUCUGACAAAUCUUCCGGGAGACACUAGGAUUGCUCCGUUUAAUGUAAUCUCAGGCACUUCCAUGUCCUGUCCUCAUGCAACUGCAGCAGCAGCUUACGUUAAAUCUUUCCACCCUACAUGGUCUCCGGCAGCCAUCAAGUCUGCUCUAAUGACAACAGCUCAUCCCAUACGUGUCAAAGUCUUACCUGAUGCUGAGUUUGGAUAUGGAUCAGGGCAAGUUGAUCCUUUGAAGGCUGUGGUUCCGGGAUUAGUUUAUGAUGCCGGGUUAAGUGAUUAUGUCAAGUUUCUGUGUGGCCAAGGAUAUACCAAUGCUCAACUCCGUGAGAUCACGGGAGAUCAGAGUUCAUGUAGUUCUGCAGCAACAAAUGAAACGGUAUGGAAUCUUAACUACCCUUCUUUUAUAUUGUCCACGGAGAAGCCAAGGACAUCUGUUACUCGGGUGUUCCACCGGAUAGUCACAAAUGUUGGAUCAGCAACAUCAACCUACAAGGCCAUAGCAAAAACUCCAGUGGGCCUGAUGAUCCAAGUUGAACCACCUGUGUUUUCAUUAAACAACACUGGGGAGAAGCGGUCUUUUGUUGUGACAGUAACUGCUCGCCUGGGGAGGACCAUGUUGUCCGGUUCUUUGGUUCUGAGUGAUGGGACUCAUUCUGUGAGGAGUCCUGUCGUUGCAUUUGUGGCAUCUCAAGAACGUAACUGAUCAGGUGGUUUGGGUUAAGAUCGGGUUCAUUCUCGUAACUGCUAGAUAGUAACUUCUGUUAGGAACGGAAUAACAAAAGGAACGAGGUUACCGAAUCUGGAGCUGAGUCGCGGACUAGGUCGCUUUCUUUAAGACGUUCGCGGCACUGCCUUCGAUGCGCACGGCAGACUAUCAACCGGUCGUCUCUAGGAUAAAACAGCUCCUCUCAAUACUCGCGGUUUUGUGCGAAAACCGAAGCUCUCUAAACACUUUCUCUAUUGUGUUUCUGCUCGUUGUGAUGUGUUUAGAGGGGCUGGGGAGGCGGCUAUUUAUAGGAGCCGAACCCCUAGGAAUAUACCCUCUUGCUUGGGGAAUAAGUCGGAUUAAUUAAG